This is a messenger RNA of Anoplopoma fimbria (sablefish), 2968 nucleotides long. It is a transcript of the gene rps6ka1, whose product is annotated as ribosomal protein S6 kinase a, polypeptide 1. Gene Ontology annotation, molecular function: magnesium ion binding; ribosomal protein S6 kinase activity; ATP binding. Lineage: Eukaryota; Metazoa; Chordata; Actinopteri; Perciformes; Anoplopomatidae. Gene Ontology annotation, biological process: protein phosphorylation; positive regulation of DNA-templated transcription; intracellular signal transduction. The record is from RefSeq and is a predicted model, not a curated record. The transcript has 21 exons.
UGAGAAUACGAGCAGGUUCUUCCUUCCUGCCCGCUUUGGUUCCAGUUCACUACAGCUGCAGUCAGUCACUGAGGACACAGGGGGCUAAUCAGACCAACAAGAGCUAUGGAGAGAGGGAGGACAGGAGAGAUAACGGAGAAGAAAAUGAAGAUGAAGAAUUAAUACAAUCUUAUAGCUGAAGGCCCCCCGCAGAGAGAAUAGAUAAAGGGAACUGGCUGAGAAUUUUUUCCAAGUUGACUUCAUGUCUGCAGAACUAAUCCUGACAUGAGUGCACAAAUGAGAUUAAAGCGAGCUUGUGGUGAGAUGAGGUAAUGUUUAAGAUGAUUUAUGUGAGCUAGUGCGGCGUUCGCCUUGUCAUGGUCAUGAGUAGGAUGAUGAAGGAGAGGCUUUGGCAAUGCUGAGAUGGAAAAGGACAAGAGAAAGUUCAACCUGAGCCGCUUGCUGACCCUCUACCUGUUCAAAAAGGACAAAGCCUUGGAUGGCAGCCCUGCACACAGUAACAGCUGCAGGUCUACAGCUGCAACAGGCAACAGCACUGACACUUUACCUGCGCCGAGGAACCACUGGAGGGAAGAUGGAGACAUCAAAGAGAUCAACAUUACCCAUGUGGUCAAGGAGGGCUCAGAGAAGGCUGAUGCGUCUCAGUUUGAAUUGCUCAAAGUUUUGGGACAGGGAUCCUUUGGCAAGGUGUUCCUGGUGCGAAAGGUAACCAACCCUGAUGCCAAUCAGCUCUAUGCCAUGAAGGUCCUCAAGAAGGCCACACUCAAAGUGAGAGACCGUGUGAGAACCAAGAUGGAGAGAGACAUCCUGGCAGAUGUCAACCACCCAUUUGUUGUCAAACUGCACUAUGCAUUCCAGACUGAAGGGAAGUUGUACUUGAUCCUGGACUUUCUAAGAGGAGGAGAUCUCUUCACCAGACUCUCCAAAGAGGUGAUGUUCACAGAGGAGGAUGUAAAGUUUUAUUUAGCAGAGCUGGCAUUAGGGCUGGACCACCUCCAUGGCCUGGGCAUCAUAUACAGGGACCUCAAACCUGAAAACAUUCUCCUGGAUGAGGAGGGACAUAUCAAACUCACAGAUUUUGGCUUGUGUAAAGAAGCCAUUGAUCAUGAGAAGAAAGCUUAUUCCUUCUGUGGUACUGUUGAGUACAUGGCACCAGAGGUUGUGAACAGGCAGGGACACGACCACAGCGCCGACUGGUGGUCAUUUGGAGUACUAAUGUUUGAGAUGUUGACUGGAUCACUGCCAUUUCAAGGGAAGGAUCGCAAAGAAACUAUGAGCCUGAUUCUGAAGGCGCGUCUGGGAAUGCCUCAGUUCCUGAGUGCAGAGGCCCAGUCUCUGCUCAGGGCUUUGUUCAAGAGGAACCCUACCAACAGACUGGGAUCUUGUGCUGAUGGUGCAGAGGAGAUCAAACGGCAUGGUUUCUUCUCCACCAUAGACUGGAAUAAACUCUUCAGAAGAGAAUUAAAACCUCCAUUCAAACCGGCGGUGGCGCGUCCGGACGACACCUUCUACUUUGACUCUGAGUUCACCUCCCGCACCCCAAAAGAUUCUCCUGGCGUGCCCCCCAGUGCCGGAGCUCACCAGCUCUUCAGAGGCUUCAGCUUCAUUGCAUCGACUCUGUUGGAGGAGGAAGGUUUAGUGGAGUCAGUCAAACCCCCACCGCACCCGGUGGUGCAGCAAUUACACGGGAAGAAUCUGCUGUUCAGCGACGGCUACAUAUUGAAGGAAGACAUCGGCAUGGGCUCCUUCUCUGUCUGUAAACGAUGUAUCCACAAAGCCACCAACACAGAAUACGCUGUCAAGAUGAUUGACAAGACCAGUACAGACCCCUCUGAGGAGAUUGAGAUUCUACUUCGAUAUGGGCAGCACCCAAACAUCAUAACGCUGAAGGAUGUGUAUGACAAUGGUAAGCAGGUGUUCAUGGUGACAGAGCUGAUGCGUGGAGGAGAGCUGCUGGAUCGGAUCCUCAAACAGAAGUUCUUUUCGGAGCGAGAGGCCAGCGCUGUGCUUCACACCAUCACCAAGACUGCAGAGUACCUGCACUCGCAGGGGUGAGGACACCUACAAAUCCUAAUAGUGGUGCACAGAGACCUGAAGCCCAGUAACAUCCUCUAUGUUGACGAGUCGGGGAAUCCCGAGUCCAUCAGGAUCUGUGACUUUGGCUUCGCUAAGCAAUUGCGUGCCAACAACGGCCUGCUGAUGACCCCGUGCUACACCGCCAACUUUGUAGCUCCUGAGGUGUUGAAGCGUCAGGGCUACGAUGAAGGAUGUGACAUCUGGAGUCUGGGAGUCUUACUGUACACCAUGCUGGCUGGUUUUACUCCAUUUGCCAAUGGACCUGAGGACACCCCAAAUGAGAUCCUGAACAGGAUAGGCAACGGUCACUUCAGUCUGACUGGAGGCAACUGGGACACUGUGUCUGAGGCUGCAAAGGACCUUGUUUCCAAGAUGCUUCAUGUGGACCCCCAUCAGAGACUGACUGCUAAGCAGGUCCUCAAACAUCCCUGGAUUGUCCAGAGAGACAAGCUACCCAACAGCCAGCUCCCACACCAGGACCCCAAACUAGUCAAGGGUGCGAUGGCAGCCACCUACUCUGCCCUGAAGAACUCCCAACCAACUCCAGAGCUCAAGCCCAUCGAGAGCUCCUUCCUGGCUCAGAGGCGCGUCAAGAAGCUUCCCUCCACCUCCCUGUAGAGACUCAAAACAACCAGUCAGCUCACUGGAGGCUGACCAAAACCAACUUCACAGUCAGCUUGCAUCGGGACUCAAGUCUCCACCCGCCUCUACCAGCCAAGGAACACUGACUGUGGUCCUGCCCCCAUCUUGUGAAAUCAGUUGUCCUGCUCUUGCGAUCAUCCUCUUUUGGGCUCAUCAGCUGCUUUAAGCCAGUCUCCUUGGACUAGCAAAAGAGUUUGAAAAUAGAUGGGGGCGAUGACGGCAAAAAUAAAUGGCUGCAGGUUUUUGGCAA